AUGAAAUUUUCCCUUGCUCUCCUUUUCGGUUUGCUGGCAUUGCUGAGCAUUGUCCAAUACUCAAGUGCAGGCUCAGCUGCUUUUGGCAGCAGGAAGGCAUUGAAAGGUGGCAUCGCCCAACACAAGACAGCUGUAGAGGCUAAGCUCAGUGACUUGGAAGCAAAACUCCAUGAUGAAGAAGACGACGAAGAAGAAGAAGAAGCUCCCACAAACAAAUUGCUUAAACCCGAGGAAGAAGAGGAUGAAGAAGAUGACGAUGAAGAUGAUUUGGACUCUCGGGCCAACAGACGUGGACGCAGGCGCAGGCAUCGCAUGAGACAACGUCGUCGUCGCCAACGCCAACGUAGACGUCGCAUGCACAGACGCCGUCGCAUGCACAGGCGUCAACAUCGCGGUUAA
Molecule: messenger RNA, 399 nt
Organism: Stomoxys calcitrans (stable fly)
Lineage: Eukaryota; Metazoa; Arthropoda; Insecta; Diptera; Muscidae
Product: protamine-2-like
Exons: 1
Coding region: 1-399 (132 amino acids)
Source: RefSeq, a predicted model, not a curated record